GGCAGACGGCCGCCCUCCCCGCCGCACGGCACACAGCAGCAGCGCCGCCGUCCUCCUCCCGCCUCCUCGCCGGUCGCCUCUCUCAUCUCCGCACUCUCCGAUCUCCCCUAGCGCCCCGGAAGCCUCAUCUCCUCCUCCCGCGCCCUCCCACCUUCGCUAGGCACCUCGGCGAAAACCCUACUAAUCUUCCCGAAUCGACACCGAGCCCCGGUACGACUCCGAUGGCAUCGUUCCCGCCGCCGCCGCCGCCUCCGCACGUUCGUCCCGCGCCCGCUACUCCAUCACUAGCGCCGCCGCCGCCGCCGCAGCAGCAGCAGCAGCAGCCGCCUGGAUCUGCUCCGCCGGCAGCGACGCUCCUGGUGCGGCACCUUCCAGAGGCCAUCCCGCAGGAGAUGCUCUCCCGCCUCUUCUCCCACUACGGCGCCACAUCCGUCCGCCCCUGCGCCGGUGGAAAGUUGAGGAAUUGCGCAUUCGUAGAUUUUAGGGACGAGGUAGUGGCCAGUCAGGCACAGUCUCUGCUGAACAGGUUGAGGUUCCUUGGGAAAGUGCUGAUAGUCGAGAGAGCGAACCAGCCAAAUUCAAAGAAUGCUAACGAGAAGCAACAGGAGCAUGAAGCACAAGGGGCAUUGCAAGUGCCAAGUAUGAAUUCCUUAAACCAGAAGAAUCCCAUAUCUUCUGCUGAACCAAUUGCGCCUAGGCUUGGGGUGGAUUAUCCAUUUCCUCCGCACCUCGAGUACGCGUAUCCUCCACCAGAUGGAAACAUAUUGACAAAUAUAGUCAAUGCUCUAAUUGCUGUUCCCCGAUUUUACACCCAGGUGUUGCAUUUGAUGAAUAAGAUGAAUCUUCCAGCUCCAUUUCGGAUGGCGUUGCCUACUCCACCUCUACCAUCACAAGUGCCUGCUCCACCACCACCACCACCACCUCCACAGCCGUCUGCAGCAAAUAAACCUCAUUUGACAGAUCUGUCUAGUGAUGAGUCUGAGUUGGAAUCUUCUGAUGAGGAUGUUGAUAAAAGGAAAGUUAAGCGCACAAAGCAUGAAGCUAUUGUUGGUCCUGCAGUUGAUAAAAGUAUUGCUCAUGAAGCAGUCGGGGUGAAACCUGCUGCAUUAGUUUCUAGUGAGCUUCAAGUGAUAAAAAAGAAAAAUCCAGUUCUGCAGAUUAAUAUUGCCCCAAAGGCUGCACAGAAGGAGCUUACUGUUCAAAGUACUACUGACAAAGAAUUGGUGCCAACAGCUGAACAACUUCAAGGAAAACAUUUUGUCACACCUCAGGAUAUAGAAAAAGAGAAAUUGCCGCCAGAGGAGAUUUUGUCCCUUCCUAUGUUCAAGAAUUACACACCAGGGAAUCCUGCCAGUGUGUUAUACAUAAAAAACUUGGCAAAGGAUGUCAUUCAGGAUGACUUCUACUAUGUCUUUGGGUCUGUUUUUGAAAACAUGGACAUUGCACGAUCUAGUCUGAGCAUCAAACUAAUGCAGGAGGGGCGGAUGCGGGGCCAAGCUUUUGUGACAUUUCCAUCGGUUGAACUUGCUCAACGCGCACUGAAUCUUGUACAUGGUUUUGUGUUCAAAGGCAAACCAAUGAUUAUACAGUUUGGCAGAAACCCUGCGGCUAACAAAUCUUCCUAGGAGGGUUGCAUUCUUUCAGAUACUGAAUGCACUUUUAAGUCAAUAGGGACUAGCAAAUGGAGACCAAAACUCUUGAGUAUUUCUUCAGACGUUUGGUGGGGAAUGGCACUGAUUGUUUCAGUCUGACGGACAACAAUGUUUUUCGGCCGUGUUGCACCUGUAAGGGUGUGUUUAGUUGGGGAAAAGGAAAUUUUUGGGUGUCACAUCAGACGUUUGACCGGAUGUCGGAAGGGGUUUUCGGACACAAAUGAAAAAACUAAUUUUAGAACUCGCCUGGAAACCGCGAGACGAAUCUUUUGAGACUAAUUAAGCCGUCAUUAGCACAUGUGGGUUACUGUAGCACUUAAUGGCUAAUCACGGACUAAUUAGGCUUAAAAGAUUCGUCUCGCUAUUUCCCCAUAACUGUGCAAUUAGUUUUUCAUUUUAUCUAUAUUUAAUGCUUCGUGUAUGUGUCUAAAGAUUCGAUGUGAUCUUUUUGGGAAAAAUUUUUGGGGAACUAAACGGGCCCUAAAUGGUAAAAUAUGUGGAAGGAACUGGGCGCAUGUACACUGUACAGAAGAGUGAAGAUUGUAGAUUGUGGGCUGAAGAGCAUCCUCGUUCAAUAUGGUGCAAGAUAAACUUGUACAGAACCUUGUAGCGGUUCUGUUCUGCGGUCUGAAAAUGUUGGGUUUGGAAACAAUUGAGGCCUAUGUAAUGUGGCAUUUAUUUACUGAAUUCGGUGGGAACUGAACUGAUUCAUACAUUAAGAGAUUCCUGCGCGAGGUGUGAACUACUCGAAUUUAUUAAGAGUAGCAAUCUAGUCGAAACUCUUGUUUUAUGCUC
Molecule: messenger RNA, 2447 nt
Organism: Oryza sativa Japonica Group (Japanese rice)
Lineage: Eukaryota; Viridiplantae; Streptophyta; Magnoliopsida; Poales; Poaceae
Source: RefSeq, a predicted model, not a curated record